CACGUGCUCCUCCCGCGGGUUGGUGAAAACGUCGCAGCUCCGAUCAACUGUUAGUUGUGUGUUCGUUGUGUUAGUGGUGUUGGUUGUGUUGCAGCAGAGAGAAGAUGAGUAAAGCGCAUCCUCCAGAGCUGAAGAAGUUCAUGGACAAGAAGCUUUCAUUGAAGCUGAAUGGGGGCCGGCAUGUCCAGGGCAUCCUGAGGGGCUUCGACCCCUUCAUGAACCUGGUGGUGGACGAUUCUCUGGAGAUGGGACCAGGAGGACAGCAGAACACCAUCGGCAUGGUGGUGAUCAGAGGGAACAGCAUCAUCAUGUUGGAGGCCUUGGAGAGAGUCUGAGACGCUCUGAUGGAGGAGGAGAGAUCUCCACCUUUCUACUUCCUGUUUCACCUUUUCACUUGUUGUUUUUUAGUUUUAUUUUGAAGCGGUCGAGUCUCUGAUCUCACUGACUUCUGCUUUUGUUUGAACAUAUUUUGAAUUGUGAUCUUGUGAAUAAAUCUUUUUUUUUUCUUUGUA
Molecule: messenger RNA, 512 nt
Organism: Centropristis striata (black sea bass)
Lineage: Eukaryota; Metazoa; Chordata; Actinopteri; Perciformes; Serranidae
Gene: snrpg
Product: small nuclear ribonucleoprotein polypeptide G
Exons: 4
Coding region: 105-335 (76 amino acids)
Biological process (GO): spliceosomal snRNP assembly; mRNA splicing, via spliceosome
Cellular component (GO): SMN-Sm protein complex; spliceosomal tri-snRNP complex; U2 snRNP
Molecular function (GO): RNA binding
Source: RefSeq, a predicted model, not a curated record